Molecule: messenger RNA, 480 nt
Organism: Adineta ricciae
Lineage: Eukaryota; Metazoa; Rotifera; Eurotatoria; Adinetida; Adinetidae
Source: the annotation of a GenBank genome assembly
AUGAACAGGCAACAAAAAUGGUGUUAUGAAAACAAAGAUUUAUUUGAUUUGAAAGAUUUUAAUUUAACUGAAAAUGUUGAUUUUACUUUGCACAUUGAAUAUGAUGAUGUUAAAGGUAAUAUUUUAUGUCAAUGUGGCAAAUCGAUUUCAUUAGCAAGAAAUGACGCGAAAAUUCAGGUUUCAAAUUUCUAUAAACAUUUAGUAUCAUCAAAUUGUAUUCAUAUGAAACAAUUACAGAAACGUAAUGAUUUGAAACCCGUGCAACAACAUCUAGGGCAGUCAUCAGCAUCUGCGUUAAACACAUUGGUUAAUGAACCGCACCCUUCACCAACACAAAUCCUCACUGCAUCAUCAAGUUCAACAGAAUCAGCAUCUCAAAAGAAAUUAAUAACGUCAUCAAAAUCAAACGUAUCUAAUGCUAAACGUCGAUUAACAUCGCAAUCGCAGCAACAUUCUUCCUCAAGACGAAGUCGAAUAUAA